Molecule: messenger RNA, 510 nt
Organism: Anopheles marshallii
Lineage: Eukaryota; Metazoa; Arthropoda; Insecta; Diptera; Culicidae
Product: adenosine 5'-monophosphoramidase HINT3-like
Exons: 4
Coding region: 1-510 (169 amino acids)
Molecular function (GO): catalytic activity
Source: RefSeq, a predicted model, not a curated record
AUGAAAAAGAACAAAAACUACACCAAUCCCUUUACACUCUUUGCGUUUACGGAACAACAUUCCACGGCUGCCAUGCAAAAUACUCUACCCGGUUGUGUUUUCUGUAAAAUUGCCGCCGAUAAUGAUCCUGCAACGGUAGUUGUUUUCCGAAAUGAGCGAAUGUGCAUUUUUAAGGACAUUAGACCGGCAUCGGAUUUCCAUUAUCUGGCUAUACCGAACCAUCACGUUGAAAAUGUGAACUCUCUCACUGCUGCUGAUAAGCCCUUGCUUGCGGAGCUGAAACGUGAGCUGGUUAACUAUAUGGAAAGCAACGAGGUUGAGCUGCACCAGACUUGCUUCGGUUUCCAUAUGCCUCCAUUUACAAGCGUGAAACAUUUACAUCUGCAUGCGAUUGCACCAGUCGGUAGAAUGGGGUUUAUUUCUAGGAUUAUUUUUCGACCCAAUACUAUGUGGUUUAAAACGGAUGAGGCUAUUAUGCAGGGUAUUUCUAGCGAGAGUACACGUCGCUAA